Molecule: messenger RNA, 542 nt
Organism: Cylicostephanus goldi
Lineage: Eukaryota; Metazoa; Nematoda; Chromadorea; Rhabditida; Strongylidae
Source: the annotation of a GenBank genome assembly
AUGAGAGCUCCUAGUGCUGAGAUUGUGUUCAUCCCAGGAGUAAGUGGCACGCUGAAAGACGGUGAAGAGCUCACUUUUGAUCCAGAAGCAUACAAGAUCUUCUACUCCUUUGAAACCAAAUGGUCAUGUCUAUCAUUUGACGUUGUGAAGGAUAAUCUUGGUGAGCGUUCCGACUUUCCAUUGGAAUGUUAUAUCGUGUCAGGAAGUCAAGCAGAUAAGCCUAAAAAUAAUGAGCUGCUUGUUAUGGGGCUUAAAAAUCUCAAUGCUUUGGAGGAUGACGACGAUGAAGAUGAAGUUAGUGAUGAUGAAAGUAUCUCUGAAGAGGAUGAGGAGAAGAAAAACGCUUUCAUACAUUCCGUGACUAUCUCACAUUAUGGUGGUAUUAAUCGGGUUAAGGUUCAACGCCUUGGGGAUGGUACCGUAUGCGCAGUUUGGAAUGACUUGGGUAAAGUUCAGUUGUGGAACAUAACGAAUGCUUUGAGUGAAUGCGAGAAAAUGACUUCCACAGGCAAGAACGAAAAACAAAUUUUGGUAGGUUGAAG